AUGUGGAUUUGCGACAAUGGCAGAUAUUGCAAUAAAUUAUUAGUGGCUGCAAGCACCACUACCACUACCACCACUCUUGUUCUAUCUACUACUGCCACUACCUCCCCCGGUCCACCUACUAAAGAAAGAAAAGCCUUGUUAUUGGCUAAUUCAACAACUGUGGAAACUUCGAAUUCCUGCAAGCAGAGCUUCUACUAUAAGGAGUAUUCUGUUGAGUUAGGAUGCAUCUUGCUUAGAAAUGAAUUUAAGAUGGCAGUGGACAGAUUUGUACUUGCUGAUAAUAAUCCAACCACACUCGAUGAACAUAAUUCAGAAUCUGUCACUGAACCAUCAGAAAUAGGCGACAAAAUUCAUACCAUCACGGCCUCCAUAAAUGCUUUGAAAACCAACCAUAGACGCAAGUUGUCAGCAUUCAAAGCCGAAGUGGGUCAUUUGAGAGAAUGGCUGGUGCUGCUUAAAAAAGAAGAAAGUAAAUUAGAAUCUGAGAAUGUUGACUUGUACCACAAAUAUGUGGCAUAUCAUCCCCACAGAUCGAAAUUGAAUUUUGAUUUGGACAAAGACAUUGUUGAUGUGCUCUUGGAAGUAUUUUUAACAAGUAGAGGUAUUAGGGAUACGUUAAUAUUUCGCACAAAAAACUGCGAAAUGCUCCAUGAAAGUUUGUUGAAUGACCUCAUCAUGACUAUGGAGGUUUAUCCGGGAAAAGAGGAAAGAGAAGAACUAGAAGAUGGUGGAGAGAUCGCUGCUUCUAUUGAAAAUAAGCUCCAAUGCUUGUCGGCCACAAAAAGAGGAUGGCAACAGAAAUUUACCCUUUUGGAACUUCGGCUGCAAAUGAUACAUAGCCGACUUAAAUGCGAUGCUUCAGAUUGUCAAAUGAGGCUUACUGCCCGUCAAGUGGAAAACAAAACCUAA
Molecule: messenger RNA, 909 nt
Organism: Lodderomyces margitis
Lineage: Eukaryota; Fungi; Ascomycota; Pichiomycetes; Serinales; Debaryomycetaceae
Exons: 2
Coding region: 1-909 (302 amino acids)
Source: RefSeq, a predicted model, not a curated record